Brienomyrus brachyistius is the source of this 698-nucleotide messenger RNA. RefSeq names its product DNA polymerase delta 4, accessory subunit (gene pold4). The coding region runs from base 240 to 608 and encodes 122 amino acids. Lineage: Eukaryota; Metazoa; Chordata; Actinopteri; Osteoglossiformes; Mormyridae. The transcript has 4 exons. Gene Ontology annotation, molecular function: DNA-directed DNA polymerase activity. Gene Ontology annotation, biological process: DNA synthesis involved in DNA repair; DNA-templated DNA replication. Gene Ontology annotation, cellular component: delta DNA polymerase complex. The record is from RefSeq and is a predicted model, not a curated record.
GACGUGGCUGCAACCGAUGUUACUGCAGUUGACUGUGAAUUCGCAUGUGCAGUUAUUUGCUAUUAAAUUAAAAAAAAAAACCUGCAACGUAAAACCAAAACAAAACCGGAAAACAAAUUGGGUCCCGCUUUGAUUUACAAAUAGCUCAUAAAAAACAGAUAUAAAGGGCGACUGGAAUGAUUUAUCGUGUUCUAGCAAACAUUUCUUUGAGUUAAUGUAUAUAUUGUCUAGUUUAAUAUAUGAAUAUUAUUCCAUCGGUGUCCGUGUUUUUGUCCACAGUCAUGUCUCCAAAACGUAGACUGAUUACCGACUCUUUCAAAGUGGUGAAGAGAGCGAGGACGUCCGAUAAUAGAGGAAAGACCCCCCCAGUCCCAGAGCACGAGGCUGAGCCCGACCCCUUGACACCGCGAGAAAAGGACCUGCUCCAGCUAAGGAAGUUUGACCUGGACUGGCGCUAUGGACCAUGCACAGGGAUCAGCCGUCUGCAGCGUUGGGAGAGGGCCCAGCUGAAUGGUCUAAACCCCCCAGCGGACGUACGGGAGCUGCUACUGAAGGACGAUGAUGAUCCAGAGUAUUCCCACAGUCUGUGGCGGGAUUACCCACUCUGAAGAAAGGACAAUGGGGCCGCCCCAGGGGGCUUUAAAAUGUAACAUUCAACCUGUAAUGCUACUUUUUAUAAAGUUUUUUAUUAUUGGGUA